Messenger RNA from Helianthus annuus (common sunflower), 967 nucleotides. Its product is annotated as succinate dehydrogenase subunit 5, mitochondrial-like. Gene Ontology annotation, cellular component: respiratory chain complex II (succinate dehydrogenase). The record is from RefSeq and is a predicted model, not a curated record. Lineage: Eukaryota; Viridiplantae; Streptophyta; Magnoliopsida; Asterales; Asteraceae. The coding region runs from base 74 to 778 and encodes 234 amino acids. Gene Ontology annotation, biological process: tricarboxylic acid cycle. The transcript is spliced from 4 exons.
AAACUUAACAUAUCGGUUUUUUUCACCUCUGCAUCGCGAAAGGGUUGUUUCGAAUAUUGAGUUUGCAGCAGCCAUGGUGAAAUUGACGAUGAUGAGAUCCUUGUAUCGUUCGAUCUCACGGAGAUCUAUAGCUUUCACCGCCACCGCCGCCUUAAACAGCAGCCAUCAAUCUCUCCCCCGUGGAACCCACCAAUUUCUCCACUCUCCGUCAUGGACGCUUUCUAAAAGUCGUUUGCCUUUUGCAAUGGGAAUUGGAAGCACGCGUUGUUUCAGUGAUGGCUUGACGCACUUACCAGACAUAAAAGAUGGUGAUAUUAAACUUGCUUUUAAGGAGCUUAUGGCUGUAAACUGGGAUGAGUUACCCGAGACGGUGGUUAAUAAAACCAAACGGGCAUUGUCUAAAAACACUGAAGACAAGUCUAGCCAGGAGGCGUUAGCCAACCUUUUACGGGCCGCAGAGGCAGUUGAAGAGUUCAGUGGGUUUCUUGUGACUUUGAAAAUGGAAAUUGACGACAGUGUUGGAAUGAGCGGCGAGAAUGUUCAUCCGUUGUCUGAUGAAGUUGCUAAUGCGUUAAGUGUAGCGUUUGGACGCUACUAUGCGUAUUUGGACUCUUUUGGAGCAGAUGAAGGGUAUUUGAGGAAAAAGGUUGAGAAUGAGCUGGGAAUGAAACUGAUACAUCUGAAAAUGAGAUGCAGUGGUCUAGGUGGCGAUUGGGGAAAGGUGACUGUUCUUGGAACGUCUGGACUUUCUGGUUCAUAUAUUGAGCACCGGGCAUAAAUCUGAGGGAUUGAUACAUAAUGACAUGUUUGUUGUCUUCAGAAGCUAUGUUCAUACAGGUUAUGUUUCUAUUUGUUUUAACCAAUGUUGGAUAUUGGUCUCUGCAUUUCAACUGAAUAAUAACAGAAGAUACAUGUUGUUAGAAUCUAUCCAAGUACUAUAAUCUUCUAAUGCAACUUGAUCCAACAA